Cladophialophora bantiana CBS 173.52 is the source of this 450-nucleotide messenger RNA. RefSeq lists its product as uncharacterized. The transcript is spliced from 2 exons. The coding region runs from base 1 to 450 and encodes 149 amino acids. Gene Ontology annotation, molecular function: monooxygenase activity; heme binding; oxidoreductase activity, acting on paired donors, with incorporation or reduction of molecular oxygen. NCBI's taxonomy places the organism in Eukaryota, Fungi, Ascomycota, Eurotiomycetes, Chaetothyriales, Herpotrichiellaceae. The record is from RefSeq and is a predicted model, not a curated record.
AUGUCCGGGGAAGAAGUCUCUCAGGUCGAGUCUGUCACCGUGGUUGCCCAGUUGUUUCGAAGCCACCCGGAAGAAUCGAUUGUAGAAAGGGUGAAAGUAUACAAGAUGCAAGACGGAGCAUUGAACGUGUUGCCGGAGACUCACAUGUCACUCUUGCGUUCGGUACAUAGUAUGCUGGAAGCAACCCCCCCACCUCUGGACAAGUACUUCGUCCCUUUCUCGCAUGGCACCAGGCAGCGCAUCGGGAUGAACCUGGCCGACGCAGAGAUCUACAUCACCCUCGCGAUGCUCUUUCGCGUGUACGGCAGUCCAGACGUGCGCAUGAAGGGCGACCGCGGAUACCUGGAGCUCUUUGAGACCGAGUGGGCCAGGGACGUCGAGAUCGUGGGUGACGGCGUCACGCCCUUGAAUCGGAAGAGGAGUAGAUGGAUCCGAAUCAAGGUCAAGUAG